CUUCUUGUGAAUCCGCACCACAUGCCAUGCCUCAAAUCUUUCGCGACGAAAAGACUGGAAACUGCCGAUAUCACCUACGCUACCGCGACUUUUCUAACACCAGAGGCGUUUUAGCUGAAGAAAAACUCACAUUUCAAACAUCUGACGACGGUUUAAUCUCUAAACCAAACAUUGUUUUCGGCUGUGGACAAGACAACUCCGGUUUCACUCAAUACAGCGGCGUGCUAGGUUUAGGUCCUGGUACAUUCUCUAUAGUAACCCGCAAUUUCGGCUCUAAAUUCUCGUACUGCUUCGGCAGCGUAACCGAUCCUACUUACCCUCACAACAAUCUAAUCCUCGGAAAUGGCGCCAAAAUCGAAGGCGAUCCAACGCCUUUACAAAUAUUCCAAGACCGUUACUACCUUGACCUGCAAGCGAUCUCUUUAGGAGAGAAACUUCUCGAUAUCGAACCCGGAAUUUUCCAGAGAUAUCGGUCCCAAGGAGGCACGGUCAUCGACACGGGCUGUUCACAAACGAUUCUAGCCAGAGAAGCUUACGAAACUCUCUCUGAAGAAAUUGAUUUUCUUCUAGGAGAAGUUCUUAGGCGCGUUAAAGGUUGGGAGCAAUACACGAACCCUUGCUACGAAGGGAAUCUCAAACUUGAUCUCUACGGCUUUCCCAUCGUCACGUUCCAUUUCGCCGGCGGCGCUGAACUGGCACUAGACGUUGAGAGUUUGUUCGUUAGCAGUGAAAGUGGAGAUAGAUUUUGCUUGGCUAUGACUAUGAACGCGUUUGAUGAUAUGAGCGUUAUUGGUGCCAUGGCUCAGCAGAAUUAUAAUGUUGGUUAUGAUCUUCGAACCAUGAAGGUUUAUUUCCAGAGGACUGAUUGUGAGAUUCUUGAUUCUUAACAUUUCAAUGUUUUUAUAAGAAUUUUUCUUUUUCUUUACAUGUAAAUAAGUUCAAGAUUAUAAU
Messenger RNA from Arabidopsis arenosa, 951 nucleotides. Lineage: Eukaryota; Viridiplantae; Streptophyta; Magnoliopsida; Brassicales; Brassicaceae. The record is from the annotation of a GenBank genome assembly.